UGCCUGCCUUCCCAACGAUGCCUUGCUCCCUAAAAUCUGGGGAAUUCCUAUCGGGUAGGUGCAUCCAUGUCAUGUAUAACUAAGAGUUAAAUCCACUUUCGAUGGUUAAUAAUUCAAAAAAAGUAAAUUAAUCCCUGAGAUUUGCGAUAUAUAUCAUAUCUCACUUCUCACCAACACGGUGACCUAUCGCCGCCAUUAUUACAAACACCCUACAAGGAAAAUCGCAGGGGUGAUAUACGACAUACCUAACCUACCAAGGUAGGCAAGCAGUUCAAGAUGGCUUUCACAAUGCACUCCCACUCGGGACAAUUCUGUCCAGGCCAUGCAAAAGAUGACCUCGAAGACAUCGUCAAGCACGCCAUCGGCCUCGGCUAUACCACCAUGGGACUCACCGAGCACAUGCCCCGGACCAGCCUCGAAGACUUAUAUCCGGAAGAGCUCGACGACCCCGAAGGCUCCCUCGCAGUCCUCUUCCCGCGGCACUCGGCCUACCUCCUCGAGGCGCAGCGGCUGCAGACCAAGUACGCCCCGCAGAUCCACCUGCUGAUCGGGUUCGAGGGCGAGUGGCCGCGGCCGGGCUACGAAGCCGUCGUGACGCAGCUCGCGACAUCUUCCGUCGUGGACUACUUCAUCGGAUCACUACACCACAUCGACGCCGUGCCCAUCGACUACGACGCCACAUACUACGCGCGCGCCGUCGCCUCAGCCGGCGGCACCGAGGAGCGCGCCUACGCGCGGUACUACGACCAGCAGCACGCCAUGCUCUCUGCCCUGCGCCCCCGCGUCGUCGGCCACUUCGACCUCGUGCGCCUGCUCUCCUCCGACCCCGGCCGCGACAUCCGCGCCUCCUGGCCGGGGGUGUGGGACCGCAUCGUGCGGAACCUGCGGCUCGUCGCCGGCUACGGCGGGUGGCUCGAGUGCAACAGCAGCGCGCUGCGCAAGGGGCUCGCGGAGCCGUACCCAAGCCGCCAGAUAGCCGAGGAGUGGCUCGGGCUCGGCGGCAGGUUCACGCUGUCCGAUGACAGCCACGGCAUCGCGCAGCUCGGCACCAACUACGCCCGCGCCCUCGACUUCCUCGCUAGCCUGGGCGUUAAGAGCCUGUGGACGCUACGCAGGGAGCCGCAUCCGGAUCCGGAGCCAGCUGCCGCCGUCGAGAAAGACAAUACGAAAGCUAGGCUGGUUGAGGAAGAAGUCUCGCUGGAAAGCGUGCGUGCUGUUGUUAGUAAAUGGUGAUAUGACGAUGUAUCGGCCAUGGUUCGCAAGCAGCAGCAGCAGCAGCAAAGAGGGAUACUUGCUAUCUAUG
This is a messenger RNA of Hypoxylon fragiforme, 1303 nucleotides long. RefSeq names its product histidinol-phosphatase. Bases 277 to 1233 code for a protein of 318 amino acids. Gene Ontology annotation, biological process: L-histidine biosynthetic process. The record is from RefSeq and is a predicted model, not a curated record. Lineage: Eukaryota; Fungi; Ascomycota; Sordariomycetes; Xylariales; Hypoxylaceae. Gene Ontology annotation, cellular component: cytoplasm. Gene Ontology annotation, molecular function: histidinol-phosphatase activity. The transcript is spliced from 3 exons.